AUGUUCCACAAUCUCCUUCCAAGGAAGACUGUAAUCGUUCCCCUUCUACUAAACUGGAGUGGGCUUGUUACAUCCAUAGUCGCGCCCCCAGACACAUCAUACUGGAGAGCGCCUUAUGCCCUCCGCGUUAUCUCCGACGAUGCAAGAAUCAACGGCCGCACUCUAGUCCCGGACACAUACAACGGACGUACCACUGGUGUGUACAUCAACUCGAAAAGGGCACCGCAUGAAGCCUACACCAUCUACCCGUCGGGCGACCCAUGGGCCUCCAGUUUCAACUACUCAAACCUCACCGAACUGUACGAACAGCAAUUCCAUUCCGACAGCAAUAGCACCGAACUCAUCCUCAUCUACGGUCAAAAGCCACCAACCGCGUCGGGUACCCCACUUCUACUGAUGAACACUGAUACUGGGCCUGGAGUGACACAUUUAUGGCCAGCCGCAUCGUUUGUCGUGGAUUGGAGGAGUUGGCGAUUUGUAUGGGAUGAGACAAAUGAGAGGGCGAUUUUGAGGAAUUUUGGCUGGACGGAUGGAAUGAGGUGGAUUGCCUACCAGGGCUCGGCUACUGGGAGUACAUUUUAUAUCUAUCGAUGGAAUGGUACGUUACCCAGGCCUAGUGAUGGGUGGGGUAGUAGCGUGUCGGAUAUUGUUAAUGCUAGUGUUAACAUUGAUCUUGAGGUCGUGCCGUUGUGGCAGAUUCCACCACUUGGCUAA
Molecule: messenger RNA, 714 nt
Organism: Lindgomyces ingoldianus
Lineage: Eukaryota; Fungi; Ascomycota; Dothideomycetes; Pleosporales; Lindgomycetaceae
Exons: 3
Coding region: 1-714 (237 amino acids)
Source: RefSeq, a predicted model, not a curated record